UUCUCUUGAGCUUGAUACAACUUUUUAUUCUUAUUUAUUCUACAGACAAAAAACAGAGAAAAGGAAAACAAACACAACUGUCCAUAAUCUCUCCAGUUACAUCCCAUGCUCUUAGAUUUGUCCAUGGUUUGAUCCCCCUAAUUUCAUAAGCUGCAAUCGAUUAGAUAUGGCGUCAAUGGUUGCAAAGGCUUGUGGCAGUACUUCCAGUCAAAUGCCGGUAAUGACGGUUCAAGAAAGGGGAAGUAGGAAUAAGAGGAAAUUCCGGGCUGAUCCCCCUUUGGCUGAUCCUAAUAAGGCCAUCCCUAUACCUUCAAACGAAUGCACCAGUUUUGAAUUCUCAGCAGAGAAGUAUCAUAGUCAGGGGCAUAUGAAUGGGUAUGAUAUGUGUUGCAUAAACCAAGAUAGUUCAGAUCAUAGUUUGAAACUCGACCUUGGACUGUCUUGCGCUGUGGGGAUGUCUGAGAUAGGCAUGAGCCGGCCUAGAGAGGAUAUGGAGGUAUCAGCGGAUGAGUUCCGUGAUGCUGAUUGGAGUGACCUUACAGAAUCCGAGCUAGAAGAGCUCGUUUUGAGCAAUUUGGACACAAUUUUCAAGAGUGCUGUAAAGAAAAUAAUUGCUAGUGGUUACAGUGAAGAAGUUGCUACUAGGGCGAUUUUGAGGUCUGGCCUUUGGUACGGAUGCAAGGACAUUGUAUCAAAUAUAGUGGACAACACACUAGGAUUCCUUAGAAGUGGGCAGGAAAUCGAUCCUUCUAAGGAGCACUAUUUCGAGGAUUUGCAGCAGAUGAAGAAGUACAUAUUGGCAGAGCUCGUUUGCCUUCUAAGAGAGGUCAGACCUUUCUUUAGCACCGGGGAUGCAAUGUGGUGUUUGUUGAUAUGUGAUAUGAAUGUGUCGCAUGCUUGUUCCAUGGACGGUGAUAGUUUGGUUGGUGAUGCGAGUUCAAAUAUGAACCCCUCCUUUUGUGCUCAGUCUCAGUUGAGAUCAGAGCUCAAAAGCUCUGAAUAUAACAAUUUAGUUCCUUGUAAGCCAGAUGCUUCAAUUCCGCAUGAUCAUAGUUGUCCAUCCGAAGCAGCUCACGUGGCUUCGGUUCACGGUGACCAUAGCUUCCAAUCAGAGGCGCCUAAGAUAACUAGUGGUCCCAAUUCGAAGCUAAAAUCUUCCUUUGUUUCGAAUGGGCUUGCUCCAGAUAAAGAUUCUCACGAUUCUGCUUCUAAUGUCAGUGAAAAACCUUUCACUGCUUCUGGAGUGUCUACAGUUGCUGAGGAGAAAUUUUUCGGCAGUAGGAAAGUUUCUGCGAUUACCAAAAGGGAGUAUAUAUUACGUCAAAAGUCAAUGCAUUUUGAGAAACACUACCGCACGUAUGGCUCUAAAGGUGCUUCUAGAUCUGGUAAGCUUAGCAGUUUUAGUGGCCUAGUCUUGGAUAAGAAACUUAAGGGUGUGGCAGAGUCUGCAGGCAUAAAUGCCAAGAAUGGCCCGCUCAAGAUUAAUAACAAGGGAGUUGGAUUUGAUGUCACUCCAGAUAAAGUGAGUCACAAUCUUCCAACAACUACAGCAUUUACUUCAGCUCCAACGUUUGGGUUGGAAGCUAACGAUCAAUCUUUGUUGCCUAAAUCGAGUAUCUCAUCUGCCUUACCUUUGGUUCCAGUGAACGCCUCCCCUUCUUUACCGGUUGCUGAUACAGAGCUUUCUCUAUCUUUCCCUGCCAAAAGCAUCGCGAAUCCAAUGCCAAUAAGCUACAACAUUGAGGCGGCCAAUUGUAGCUAUCUUGGCUUGUCAAAUAAUAAGUCUCUUGGCCAGUGGGGCCCCCAGGACAGGAAAGACGAGAUGAUUAUGAAGCUGUUCCCAAGAGUGAAGGAAUUGCAAGAUCAGCUCCAAGAAUGGACCGAGUGGGCGAAUCAGAAGGUCAUGCAAGCUGCGCGAAGACUUGGUAAGGACAAAGCGGAGCUUAAAACACUUAAGCAGGAGAAGGAGGAAGUGGAGAGGCUGAAAAAGGAAAAGCAAACGUUAGAGGAGAACACCAUGAAAAAACUUUCGGAGAUGGAGAAUGCUCUACGCAAAGCAAGCGGCCAAGUAGAGCGAGCUAAUGCUGCUGUUCGCCGGCUUGAUGUUGAGAAUGCUGCAUUAAGGCGGGAAAUGGAAGCUGCUAAGGUACAUGCUGCAGAGUCAGCUGCAAGCUGCCAAGAAGUGUCAAAGAGGGAGAAGAAGACCCUGAUGAAGUUUCAGUCAUGGGAGAAGCAGAAAAACGUUUUUCAAGAGGAGCUCUCGGCUGAGAAAUUGAAAUUGACACAGAUGCAGCAGAAACUAAAGCAGGCUACUGAUGUACAUGAUCAAGUUGAGGCCAAACUGAAUCAGGAGGAGCAGGCGAAGUGUGAACUGCUUACACAAGUCAGUUCAUUGAAAAAAGAGAGGGAACAAAUAGAAGUCUCCACGCAAUCCAAGGAGGAUACGAUCAAAUCAAGAGCUGAAAACAAUCUACAGAAGUAUAAAGAUGAUAUAGCAAGGCUUGAAAAAGAAAUUUCCCAGAUGAGGUUAAAGACCGACUCAUCCAAGAUAGCUGCCCUUAGAAGAGGUAUAGACGGAAGCUAUGCCAGCAAACUGGCCGACUUCAGAGACCCACAGCUUCUGAAAGACUCCGCCAUCUCUUACAUCUCCAAGAUGGUGGCAGCCACAGAUCUCCAUGGCUUCUCCGAGAACAAGGGUGUGAAGCGUGAGAGGGAAUGCGUGAUGUGCCUCUCUGAGGAGAUGUCUGUGGUCUUCCUCCCUUGCGCACAUCAGGUGGUGUGUACAAUGUGCAACGAGCUCCACGAGAAGCAGGGAAUGAAGGACUGCCCAUCCUGCCGAGGCCCAAUCCUGCGACGUGUUUGUGUACGUUACGCUCUCCCUUAAAGUUUUAAUAUUGCAGAUAAGAUGAGUUUGCUAAUAAUAUAUAUGUGUUUGGACUGAUUUACAAUAAACAUUGGAUGUGGAUACAACCCCUACAAAAAGAAAAGGGAAAAAACACAAACAAGAAGAGAAAAAACCAAAUGGCUUGUGUUUGAGUCUGGUUUGUAUAUGCUUGUUACCCUCUUUUAUUUUUUGUUUCCUUUUUCGAAUAAUAGCGUGCUGCGAUUCUUAUGUCUGUCGAUACAUGUAAUUCUGUUUAAGAACAUAUUUAUAAACUCAAGUGGAGAUAGUUUUGGCUUUAAA
This is a messenger RNA of Salvia splendens (bonfire salvia), 3184 nucleotides long. Its product is annotated as putative E3 ubiquitin-protein ligase RF298. Lineage: Eukaryota; Viridiplantae; Streptophyta; Magnoliopsida; Lamiales; Lamiaceae. The transcript is spliced from 3 exons. The record is from RefSeq and is a predicted model, not a curated record. The coding region runs from base 167 to 2884 and encodes 905 amino acids.